AGUGGGAGAAGAUGGAACGAGAUGGAUUUUGGCAGACGUUGUGCUAAUUUUCUCAUCGAUAAAACGUUUGAUUUUACACGCGCUCUUCACAGAGUAGGAGUUCCCUAAGCAGAAAUAUGCAAAUACCUGCUAGAACGCGACAAUAGGAACUCGCUAGCUUGUGCUUGGCUCUGCCCCCCGCCCCCUUGUUUGUUCUGCCCACUGUGACUCAUCUGUCACAUUGGAAACGAAAGGCUGUGGUGUAUCUGUGGUACAGUGUGUUGAAACUGAAUUAAACAUCGAAUCAUAUGAGCAAAGGCAGCUUCAAAAUAAUUUAUGAUUGCGCCGUCCGCAACAACAUUGAAAUAUUCAUAUACGAUUCAGUGCGCUCCUUUAAAAAAAAAAGAAGCAUAGCAGCAGACUUUCUGUAUUUCCUGGUUACUGCAGCAUUAUCAAUGUGUAUACAGGCCUGUACUGUGUUGACUGACUGGUUAUGAUACGAGUGGGACGGAACUGGGUUGGGCCGAUUCGAAUAGCACUUAGCCUUUUAGGAUUUCCAUUUUGCCUCUGCACCUCAGGAAUCAGGCCUCUCACCUCGUUCUCUCCUGACCAGUUUAUUGGCAAAGUUAGUAAAAGCCUCAGUACCAGUGGCUGUAGUCUGUGUGUGCUACCGCCCAGUGUCUUCACCAUGCCCUGCUCGGCCCCUCACAACAAGGCCAGGUGCCCAAAGUACCCCGGCUCAGAGACACACCGGUUCCCAGUGCCUGAUGACAAAGUUGACUGGAAUACUGAUUGGCCCCAGUACAAACCAGUGGGCUACACUGCCCCAUCUGUGCUCAUCAAGCCUGUAUGGGCCGAUCAGGACAUCAGGUCUUUCUCCCCGCGGUUUAACGCUCUGGAUGGCAAUGUGGACAGGCGGAGUCACGAGGGAGACUACAGAGUGGAGCAAGGCAUGCCACUAAAUCCUCGCGGCCGCACUGGUUUGACUGGGAGAGGUUUGCUGGGACGAUGGGGACCCAAUCAUGCAGCAGAUCCCAUUGUUACCAGGUGGAAGAGAGACUCAGCUGGACAGCAAGUGUCACACCCAGUGUCCAAACUGCCAGUUUUGCAGUUUGUGUCCAUCAAGAGGAGAGACUGUGGGGAAUGGGCCAUCCCAGGGGGUAUGGUAGACCCGGGGGAGCUGGUGUCCCUCACCCUGCAGCGUGAGUUCUCUGAGGAGGCUCUGAACUCCCUGGCAGCUUCCCCCCAGGACAGAGAGCGGAUCCACGAGCGCAUCACUCAGCUGUUCAACUCGCCGGGUCUGGAGGUUUAUAAGGGCUAUGUAGAUGACCCAAGAAAUAAUGACAACUCUUGGAUGGAAACGGUUGCUGUCAACUUCCAUGAUGAUACAGGUAACAGUGUGAGCGAGCUCCCGUUGCAAGCGGGCGAUGAUGCCGGGCAAGUCCACUGGAUCGACCUUGACUCCGUCCUAUCCCUCUAUGCAAGCCACUCCCAGUUCUUGGAGGUGGUCGCCAAGGAGAGGCAUGCUCACUGGUAACCAAGGAAACUGUCCUCACGUUCAAGAGGAUUGGCCGGAGCAAAGCCCUGCAGCAUUAUCACUAUGUUUUGGCAUCGUGGCCUUGGUCAGGGAGUAACGAAACAAUGAGAGCAUGUCUUCUUUUGAACAAAUCAUGUUCCCAUCAGCCCUGAUUAGAGGGAGUGGUUACAGAGUAACCACAUACGAUAUAGUAAACAGUGAAAAGCAAUAGGUAAUAUACAGUGUAAAUAUAUAUAUACACUAUCAAAAUGCAUAUUGAGGUUAGAAGCAGUAGAAAGGUCUUAAGAAGUUAUGGCCUUUUUAUUUCACCAUUAUUUAACCAGGUAGGCGAGUUGAGAACAAGUUCUCAUUUACAACGGCGACCUGACCAAGAUAAAGCAAAGCAGUGCGACAAAAACAACAACAGAGUUGUUAUGGAAGGACGGAAACAUAUAUAGUGAGAAGAGCCAUACUACAAAGCUCAUUAGAUGGCAACAACUAUGAACCACAAAACAUAGAAAAUGGUAAUAGGGCUAAAAACACACCACAAAGUAGUUUUAGCAAACUAUUGACCCUACAUAAAUGGUGAGAAAUACAUGUGUCCUUCCAUAUUCAAGGUAAGAACCACUUAGAUCUCUAAUGCUUCUAAUCUUAAUAUGUGUUUUGAUAUAUAUAUUUAGAAUGUGUAUUAUCUAUUGCUGUUUACUAUGUGGUGUCCACCAAUGACUCAUGUGUAACCACUCUGUAAUCAGGGCUGAUGGGAACCUGGUUUGCUCAAAAGAAGAAGAUGCUCUCAUUGUUUCUUUGUUACUCCUUGACCAAGGCCAUGAUCCCGAAACGCGUCUGAGUUUAGCUUUUGCUUCAAUUAAAAAUGCCGUGAUCAAAAAAUAAAGGCAUUUUAAACAA
Molecule: messenger RNA, 2401 nt
Organism: Oncorhynchus keta (chum salmon)
Lineage: Eukaryota; Metazoa; Chordata; Actinopteri; Salmoniformes; Salmonidae
Gene: nudt9
Product: nudix (nucleoside diphosphate linked moiety X)-type motif 9
Exons: 8
Coding region: 473-1516 (347 amino acids)
Molecular function (GO): ADP-ribose diphosphatase activity
Source: RefSeq, a predicted model, not a curated record